Peronospora belbahrii is the source of this 1860-nucleotide messenger RNA. NCBI's taxonomy places the organism in Eukaryota, Oomycota, Peronosporomycetes, Peronosporales, Peronosporaceae. The record is from the annotation of a GenBank genome assembly.
AUGCUCGAGCGAGUGUCAUCAACUCACCAUUCACGUUUUCCUUUAGCUGCUACAUACUUUGAAACAGUCACAUGCUCAGCUGAUCAGCAUGUAUUUCUUAAGGAGCAGGCCGAUGAAUUGGCUACAGAGGUCAUACAAAAGGCAAAAUGGUCGAUGAGCUAUGAGGAUGGUACAAACGGAUGGAAGCUUUUGAAUUCGCAGCGACACUUUCGAGAGACUGGAAUUCGUACGUAUAAUAAACGAUGCGACGGGCGUGAUCGCAACGGUCAUCGCCAACUUGAGUUUCGCUGUAUGGGUAAAGUUCAGAUGCCAGUUGAACACUGCCUUAGUGCGCUUUACUCGGACAAUACGACGGACUUCCGGAGCAACUCGACGUUUCUCGUUGAGGACGCGUUAGAUGCCGUUGUACUAAAUGCUCUGGAGACGAAGACGGAAGAGCAGCCGCAUCAUUAUCUUGGUCUCAAUUGGAUGGCAAUUCGCUCACCGGGUCUUUUUUCCAAAAACCGAGACUUGUGCUAUCUUCGAAGUAUGGGCACAACCUUGGAUAGCAACAAUACGAUGGUCGGGUACUUAGUCAUUCUGUCCGUCGAUAUGAAGGAGUGUCCGUCGCUGGAAAAUGCGCUUGGUCUCAUCCGUUGCAACAUUUCAUCCGUGCUGUUAUUUAAAAAGAACAAGGGUUCACGCUUCACUAAUGUCUUGUGGCAAGGAUCGAUCGGAUCAAGUGGACACUCGUCUAGCAAGCUAGCAAAUUUUGUGCACGAGACUUUUACGUCUGUUGUUUUAAAUGUGAAGAAGGUUCAAGAAGCCAAGUACAUGGCGCAGCAAGUGGAAGGUUAUAAGUUCCAGCGGAUGAUUGCCGGUGGACGAAAGCAGUGCCACGUUUGCAGCAAGAAAUUUUCGCUCGUACGGACUCGCUUUCAAUGCAGCGCAUGUGGCGAAAAUAUGUGCAAGGAUUGCGAAGUAUCCAGUCGAGCAAAAGCGUAUAAUAGCAAAAGCUUUGACGUACCGGCGCCGACCUCUAGUCGUCCGGAAAUCGUGUUAUUUUGUAAGAAAUGCGUGACCAUUGCUCGUCGUGACAUGAAUAAUCAGUUCGAUCGAGAAAGCACGCAAGCAAACCCGUCAUUUUUUAUUUUCGACAACAAUGUGCGCUCGGCUUUGACAGACGACAGAGAUCAUCGCCUCUCAAAUGCUGGUAAAGCUUUAAAUCAGAGCAGUAGUACAAGUAAUAGUUCAUUGCAGAAGCUAGUGACCAACUCAAGUACAGGAUUUGCUACCUGGACCGAUAGUACACCACUCUUUGUUGGGACAGCGAUUCACAUGUCCCGUACUGGUGAAGUGCCUAUGAGUCCUCUAUCCAUCCGAACGAAGAGUGAAAAGCGACGCAAUCGAUUGGAAACAGACCCUAUGGAGUACUAUGACGGCUUUGAUAACGAUGAGUACGGUGUUCCAUUGGACAUGGACGAGUACGACCCACAUGAACCAAUGAGGGAGAGUUGCAGCAGUUUCAGCAGCUACAAAUUCACGUCAUCGGACCGACGAGGGUCUCAAGAAUCUCGCGAUAACGAUAUGGCGAGCAGGUUACGGGAGAUCUCACAGCGAGCUCAAGAGGCCUUGGAUGUGACAAAGCGCAACUCUUGCAUGAUGAGUGACACGAGCAGCGCGCCACGAGUGUCGGACCUGUCGGCAUUCAAGGAGCUGGAUAAGUCCAUAGCUGAGCAAGCGGAUUUACUUAACGUUAUUGGUUUUGUAAGUACUGGUCGUAUGUAUAUGGAGAAUAAUGGCCCUGAACAGGGUGGUGUACGUGUGAGUGAGUCACUUGAACAAUGCCAUGAGGACGAUCGGUUUGAAGUAACAGCCUAG